AAAGCACGCAACCCGGCGGCCUCGAACGGCCAAAUCUCGUGUGCGCUCCCGCACCGCGGGAACUAGGCGCCGGCUUCUGGCCCGCUCCCUUGGCGCAGCGGUCUGCGCGCAUGCGUGCGCGCGCGCCGCGCCUUUCCUCACGCCGCGCCUUCCGCUGCCCUGGUUACCGUUAGUGUUUGCGAAUUCCCUGCAGCACCUUCUUCGCGGGAGACCAACGCCGCCGGACUCCGGCAGCGGUUCGAUACGCGCGCGCCUGCGUCACGUGGGCCUAGACUCCCUCGCAGUCGCUGGCGAGCCGCUGAGCCGGGAGGAGAGGAGCUGCGGGCUACCGCUCACCCUCCCACCGCGCCCAGGGGCUGGCGCCCGGAUGAAAAUGGCGAAGUGGGGGUAGCUGGCGCGGAGCGUGAAGCUAUGGGGCGCGCAGGUGUGACGGCCGUCGGAGCCCCCUGAGGCGGGCGCCUGGCGGUUCUCUGGGGCAGUUUGACCUGGCGACCUCGGGCUGGCGCCUAAUCGGUCAGAUCACGGGCUCCGCGGGUCUCCGAGGGACCCACCGAGAGAAGGGGGCAAUGGAUGAACAGAGUGUGGAGAGCAUUGCUGAGGUUUUCCGAUGUUUCAUUUGUAUGGAGAAGUUGCGGGACGCGCGCUUGUGUCCUCAUUGCUCCAAGCUUUGUUGUUUCAGCUGUAUUAGGCGCUGGCUGACAGAGCAAAGAGCCCAAUGUCCUCAUUGCCGUGCUCCACUCCAGUUACGAGAACUAGUAAACUGUCGUUGGGCAGAAGAAGUAACACAGCAACUUGAUACUCUUCAACUCUGCAGUCUCACCAAACAUGAAGAAAAUGAAAAGGACAAGUGUGAGAAUCACCAUGAAAAACUUAGUGUAUUUUGCUGGACUUGUAAGAAGUGUAUCUGCCACCAGUGUGCACUUUGGGGAGGAAUGCAUAGUGGACAUACCUUUAAACCUUUGGCGGAAAUUUAUGAGCAGCAUGUUACUAAAGUUAAUGAAGAAGUAGCCAAACUUCGUCGACGUCUCAUGGAACUGAUCAGCUUAGUUCAAGAAGUGGAAAGAAAUGUAGAAGCUGUAAGAAAUGCAAAAGAUGAGCGUGUUCGGGAGAUUAGGAAUGCAGUGGAGAUGAUGAUAGCACGAUUAGACACCCAGCUGAAAAAUAAGCUAAUAACAUUGAUGGGUCAGAAGACAUCUCUGACUCAAGAAACAGAACUACUGGAAUCCUUAGUUCAGGAAGUAGAGCAUCAGUUGCGGUCUUGUAGUAAGAGUGAAUUGAUAUCUAAGAGCUCAGAGAUCCUCAUGAUGUUUCAGCAAGUUCAUCGAAAGCCUAUGGCAUCCUUUGUUACCACUCCUGUUCCACCAGACUUUACGAGCCAGACUGUACCCUCUUGUUUUGAUCUUGGGAUUUGGUUGGUUUUCUUUUAUUUUAGUACUUUGCGCCAGAGAGCAGAUCCUGUUUACAGUCCACCUCUUCAAGUUUCAGGACUUUGUUGGAGGUUAAAAGUUUACCCAGAUGGAAAUGGAGUUGUUCGUGGUUACUACUUAUCUGUGUUUCUGGAACUUUCAGCUGGCUUGCCAGAAACUUCCAAAUAUGAAUAUCGCGUAGAGAUGGUUCAUCAAUCCUGCAAUGAUCCUACCAAAAAUAUCAUUCGAGAAUUUGCAUCUGACUUUGAAGUUGGAGAAUGCUGGGGUUAUAAUAGAUUUUUCCGUUUGGACUUACUUGCAAAUGAAGGAUACUUGAAUCGACAGAAUGAUACAGUGAUUUUAAGGUUUCAGGUUCGUUCACCAACUUUCUUUCAAAAAUGCCGGGACCAGCAUUGGUAUAUCACUCAAUUGGAAGCUGCACAAACUAGCUAUAUCCAACAGAUAAAUAAUCUUAAAGAGAGACUUACUAUUGAGUUGUCUCGAACUCAGAAAUCAAGAGACUUGUCACCACCAGAUAAUCAUCUUAGCCCCCAAAAUGAUGACACUCCUGAGACACGAGCUAAGAAGCCUGGAUCGUGCGCUGACGUGCUUCUCCAGGAUGGUCCUGCUGCAGCUUCUGUACGAGACGUGAAGGAGGGUGAAGAGGAUGAGAAGAUUCAGAGUGAAGAUUAUCACCAGGAUCUUUCAGAUGGAGAUCUGGAUCUGGAUCUUGUUGGUGAAGAUGAAGCAAAUCACCUCGAUGGCAGCAGUUCUUCUGCCAGUUCCACAGCAACGAGUAACACAGAAGAAAAUGACAUUGACGAAGAAACGAUGUCUGGAGAGAAUGAUGUGGAAUACAACAACAUGGAGUUGGAAGAGGGAGAACUCAUGGAAGAUGCAGCUGCAGCAGGACCUCCAGGAGGUCACCAUGGAUUUACAUGUAUCAAAUCCACUCUUGAUGUCAUCAUACCAUUGUUUGCCUGUCAUGGAACCCACUAUGUUUAUGACANAAUUUUAAUACAUCUCUUGGACCUUAAGGACCGGAACAGUAUGGAAAAUUUGUGGGGCUUACAGCCUCGGCCCCCUGCUUCACUUCAGCCCACAGCAUCGUAUUCUCGAAAAGAUAAAGACCAACGGAAGCAGCAGGCAAUGUGGCGAGUUCCCUCUGAUUUAAAGAUGCUAAAAAGACUCAAAACUCAAAUGGCUGAAGUUCGAUGUAUGAAAACUGAUGUAAAGAACACACUUUACUCUCAUGAAUCCUGCAUUCAUUACUUGUGUGAUAGGAAUUGGACAUUAAAAUGUGUAGACAGAAAUGUCUUUGCAGCCACAAAUAAGAAGAGUCAUUCGCCCAAGCCUGCUCGGUCCAGUAUAGCAGGUAGUCUGUCUCUUCGAAGAGCAGUAGACUCUGGGGAAAAUAGCCGUUCCAAGGGAGACUGCCAGACUCUAUCUGAAGUCUCCCCAGGAAGCUCUCAGUCUGGGAGCAGGCACAGUUCUCCCCGAGCCUUGACCCAUGUCAGUAUCAGUGACAUUCUGCCGAAAUCUGAAGAUCGGCAGUGUCAAGCUUUGGAUUCAGAUGCUGUUUUGGUUGCAGUUUUCAAUGGUGUACCUGUUGUUGAAAAAAGAAGAAAAAUGGUCACCUUGGGGACUAAUGCUAAAGGAAGUCAUCUGGAAGAAAUGCAAAUGACUGAUGUGGAAAAUAACUCAGAAACUGGGGAGUUACAACCUGUUCUACCUGAAGGAGCUUCAGUUGCCCCAGAGGACGAUACACAUUCCAGUUUUCCUGAUGGUGAACAAAUAGGCCCUGAAGAUCUCAGCUUCAGUACUGAUGAAAACAGCGGAAGGUAAUUUUCAAAUCAAGAGAACUGACUUGCAAGCCACCUUGACCCUGAAAUUCGCUGUCGUUGGUGCUCAAAUUUGUCAAUGGUCAGAUAAUCAGAUUUUUUCACCAUCUCUACUUGAAAUAGUAAUUGAGACUUUAGAAAGUAGCACGAUUCUAGUAUAAAACAUUAGUACAAAGGAAAAAAUUAAAUGUGGGAAGAAUUCUGUGUAAUGUAAUGAAAUAACAGUGUAGCCUCAAUUAAUUUAGUACAUUAGUGUAUUCAUAAAAGGCAGUUUGUCUGCUCCAGCAGACGGGCAGCUAGCUGCCAGGAAACGGGCUUGGAGGCCGCGCAUGCGCCCAGUCUCUGCUUGUCGUUGGCGCUCUCCUGUCUGGGCUGGAGACUCGGUUCUGCUGAAAUGACCGCCUUUGUAGUUUGGGUUUUAAUUACAGUUUCUAGUUUCAUUAGUGCCUGUAGACUAGUGAGGAGAAAUAUCACUAAUGUGUAGAUUCUGCCCUGAAGACACUUUAUGUGAAUAACUGAAGUAACACUAGACUGAAUCUCCUCUUUGGAAUGUGUUGACUGACUGAGGUUAAUUUUUCUUUUCUUAUUUGUUCAAGUGCAGGCAGGCACACUGAUUAAUGGCACAUACGCUAUCUUUUGUGUGAGUUUUACAAAUGCGGUUUUAAAUGAAUUAAGUUAAUGUGAAUUGGUUAUGUUCUUGGUCAUAUAAACACAUGUAAGAACAUUUAAAAUUAUUUCACUUUGUUCUGCUUCUUACCAAACAACUACAGAGCAACAAGUAUUUUAAAACCCUGUUUUUUCCUUUGUUUUCAUUAGCUGGACAUUGAUUUCAGUGUCAAUACAUUUAAAGAUUCCCACAUGUUAUACAUGAAAGCGUGCUAUAACGUUUACUUUUAUACUCAGAAUUAGUCCAAAAUUAUUGCCAGACUUCACCAUUGUGCUCCUGCAUUUGUUUUUGAGCUGCUAUACCAUUUGAAAAGGACACUGAAAGCUGACUAAGAGACUAUUAGAAAAGCAUGAGUUAUAUAUACAUUUGAGAGGCAUUUCAUCUGCUUAUUUUUACUUAAUGAAUAUUGUUCCCUUUUCCAUGUGUAGUGUCUUGCCGAACGCUAUGAUUCAUGGUUUGCUUUUGUUCAAAACAGUUUGCACUUUUUGUUAAUAAAAUGAACUUGAGAAAA
This is a messenger RNA of Odocoileus virginianus texanus, 4425 nucleotides long. The record is from RefSeq and is a predicted model, not a curated record. Lineage: Eukaryota; Metazoa; Chordata; Mammalia; Artiodactyla; Cervidae.